Phytophthora nicotianae INRA-310 is the source of this 1086-nucleotide messenger RNA. RefSeq lists its product as hypothetical. The coding region runs from base 338 to 1000 and encodes 220 amino acids. The record is from RefSeq and is a predicted model, not a curated record. NCBI's taxonomy places the organism in Eukaryota, Oomycota, Peronosporomycetes, Peronosporales, Peronosporaceae. The transcript has a single exon.
ACUAUGGAAACCACCUAUUCGUUAAUUAACAACAAUGUAAGGCACUUUGCAUCGUAACCAUACUAGUACCUGCAUCUUCGCCGUGGUAUACAGCGCAUCAGUCGCGCCUACCAUAUCUACUAUUCGCCAGCGACACCGGCAUCGCGGCGCUGAUACUUCUCUUCUGUUGAAGACGUUCUAUUCACUGAAGUCGACGCUGAUUGGGCGGGAGUGAGAACUGAGAUGCUGCUUACUAAACCCAAGUCAGGAGAUUAUACUCGCGCUCAAUAUGCACCCCCAUCCCGAAAGAGCAUCAACUCCAAUUCAGUCAGAGUAGUGCGCACUUCAGACGCGGGCCAUGUCCAAGGAGGGCUUUCUGUUGCUGCACGACGAGGGCCGCCGUAGCCACAUCUACUACUGCGUGCUGGGUGAGGGUAAGCUGCAGUUUUACACCAAACGCGACCGCGGCGUGAUGGUCCGAGAGGUCAUUCUCUCGCGCUCUAGACUCAAAGUGCGAGGCAUCCCGGACGUGGACGGCCGCGGCUGUCCUUACAGCUUCUCCGUCAGGCUACAGCGGUCCAGGAUCCGAGACGGCAGGGUGUUAGUCUACGGGACUCCCGUGCUGCUGGUGAUGAGUGCACCCACGUGGGGAGAGCGCAAGGCCUGGGGCAACGCCAUUCACGCCUGGCAGCGCAACUAUUGGGGCGAACCGCAGCACAAGGCGCUGGGCCUGGCGCCCGACGAGCUCGAGGUGUUCUUCGAGACGCAAUAUAAGGCUCUACAAAUGGUGUUGCAGACUGCGGUGCCCGAGUCGACCAAGCAUGAGGGUGGAAGACCAAAGAAGCAAAGGGCCACGGCGGCGGCGGCAGCGGCUGUAGCAGUGCCCAAGGUUCUGUUUGGCAGAGCACAGGCGGUGAAGAAAGUGGGCAACAAAAUGAGCAAGAAAUUGAGGGAGAAAGCGGUCACUUUUUCGUUGCCGCCAAUGGGGCUGAGCGUGUCCACGUCCGUGCCGACGGUGUAAUUGGGGAGAGCGAUCGUGUGAAAAUGGUUCUGGUAGAUAGGAACUAAUUCGAUUUUAACUUAUAUACAUACUUUGUUGAAGUAAGA